UAGCCACUGGCUAGGCUGCAGGAUGACAUAGAGGUCUAUGUUACCAGGUCAUAAAAUUAAAAAAAAAGUAGGCUGCUUUAUUUACAAUUAACAAGUUUUAAGUACCUACUAGUUCUAAGAAUAAAUAAAUUAGUAAAAAGAAGCAAUAUUUUAAACGAAAACAGAGCAUAACAAUAACCCUAUGUAACACAAAUGUAAAAUAAAAUAUUAAAAUGGUGUCAAAAGACGCUAGUACCUGGAUUAUUGCGAAAGACCUGUGUAGAUGUUGUCAUGCUGAAGGAGAUUUUUUCAAUUUGGCGACGCCUAAUACAUACAAUAAUCGAGAAGAAAUAUACUCCGAUAUGUUAAGAACCUGUUUUGAUAUAGAGAUUGAUCCUGUGCCAGGAGGUCUCUGUAUUCCAACAUAUUCAAUAUGUUCAAAAUGUGUUGUAAAGUUACGUGAAUCAAUUUCUUUCAAAGAGCAAGUAUUAAAAUGUGAAGAGAAAUUCUAUGAAUUAUUAACAUCUUCAUCAAUUGCUGUGUCGACACAAAUUAAAAAGGAACCUGAAAUGGAUAUUGAAGAUUACAAUGAUGAUAUGGAUGAUGAUUUAGAUGAUGAAAUGGAUAAUUAUAUAGAUGAUGAUAUAGACAAUGACAUGGACACAAUUGACACAGAUUUAAAAAUUGAACCAAGGGAACAUAAUGAGAUUGAAGAACACCCAAAAAGGCCACUUAGAUCUAGAAUUCAAAAAACAACAGACGUGACAGAGACUAAGGCAGCGCAGGAGGCCAAACCAAAACCGAAGCCCAAACCGAAAAAACCGCCGAAAGAAAAGAAAGUGACAAAAGAAGAGAAGAAAGUAAAGAAAGAGAAAAAGAAAGAAGAUGACACAGAGAGAAAAGGCACGAAGCCAAAGUUCUCCCUCCGGCCGGGCGAUUUUACAUACAAUAAUGGGACCUAUACAUGCACCCGGUGCGACACCCCAUACAGCGCAAUCCAAUCCUUGAGGUAUCACAUCCGCUCGAAACACUACAAGCUACCGAAAUAUAAAUGCCAAUAUUGUGACCAGGAGUUUAUGACGCUAGCACCAUUUGUGGUGCACAAACUAAACGCCCAUAAUGUGGACGAGCGCUACGAGUGUACCGCAUGCCAGACUAAGUUCAACGCGCCAAGUCAGUUACGGAAACAUAAAAAUGGAUUUCACAUGUUGGGGGAGAAAUAUAAGUGCGAUUCGUGUGAUUAUGAGACGUUCAGUUUCGAAACGUUGUAUAAACACAAGUUUAAGCAUAAGACGGUGAAGGACUAUCAUUGUAGGUUUUGUAAGAAGGCCUUUUUGAGGAAGGCAACGCUAGAACUGCAUGAGAGGAUACACACGGGUGACAGAAGGAAAGUCUGUAAAAUAUGUGGACAGGCGUUUGUUCAGAAGGCCAGUUUGAAUUAUCACAUGACAAAGUAUCAUCCCAAUGUGAACUUUUAGAUUAAUUAAAUGGAAAAGUGAAUUAUUUGUAUAUCGUUGGCGAUUCUCGUGAGAUUUGAAUACACGAUUUUUAUUGAACGUAUCAAAGAAAUUACAUUAAUAUGAACAAGACAUCAUUGAGUUGACAUAAUGUUUUGUCAGGAGUCACAUCACAAUAGUAUACAUCAUAUAGUUAUUUAUUGCUUUAGUUUCUUACAUCACAAUAUCCACUAGAAGUAGAAGAUUACACAGACCAAUCGCAAUAUAGAUAAGGCAAGAAUUGAUCGCAAUAUCACUUAGAAUUAAUGAAAUUUUAAAGGUUUUAUAAAAAAUGAAGUUAUUUUACUUUUAUAUAUUUUGAGGGUACUCACAAUUUUCAAUUGUUACUAUCAUUUGAACAAAACUAAUUAUGUUUAUUAUG
Messenger RNA from Pieris rapae (cabbage white), 1857 nucleotides. Its product is annotated as myoneurin. The coding region runs from base 213 to 1457 and encodes 414 amino acids. Gene Ontology annotation, cellular component: nucleus. Gene Ontology annotation, biological process: regulation of transcription by RNA polymerase II. The record is from RefSeq and is a predicted model, not a curated record. The transcript is spliced from 6 exons. NCBI's taxonomy places the organism in Eukaryota, Metazoa, Arthropoda, Insecta, Lepidoptera, Pieridae. Gene Ontology annotation, molecular function: zinc ion binding; DNA-binding transcription factor activity, RNA polymerase II-specific; RNA polymerase II cis-regulatory region sequence-specific DNA binding.